AGAGACCUCUGGGUUCUUGUUCUGGGAAGGUUUCCAACCCGUCAUAAGAUUGGCAUUCCAGAGUUCAAGUAUGUUGCUAAUAUGCAUGGGGAUGAGACUGUUGGGAGAGAAAUUCUGCUCCAUUUGAUAGACUUCCUGUUGACAAACUAUAGACGUGACCCAGUUGUUACCCGGUUACUCAAUAAUACCCGGAUUCAUAUCAUGCCAACAAUGAAUCCUGAUGGAUUUGAAGCUACAAAAGUGCCUGAUUGUUAUUACUCACACGGAAGGUACAAUAAGAAUGGAGAAGAUCUGAACAGGAAUUUUCCUGAUGCCUUUGAAAAUAACAACGUCACCAUUCAGCCAGAGACUCAGGCAGUGAUGAACUGGAUAAAAAAUGAAACAUUUGUCCUUUCAGCAAACUUGCAUGGGGGUGCCCUGGUUGCCAGUUACACCUUUGAUAAUGGUAACUCAGUUACUGGCUCUUUAAAAGGCUAUAGCAGAUCUCCAGAUGACGAUGUCUUUAUUCACCUGGCAAAAACCUAUUCUUUCAACCAUGCCAGCAUGUACAAAGGGACUGGGUGUGACAACAGACAAAGCUUUCCAGAAGGCAUUACCAAUGGGUAUUCGUGGUACCAGCUGGAAGGUGGAAUGCAAGAUUACAACUAUGUUUGGGGACAAUGUUUUGAAAUUACAUUGGAGCUGUCAUGCUGCAAAUAUCCCCCAGCAGACCAGCUGGAGAAGUUCUGGAGAGACAACAAAGUUGCUUUGAUUGAAUAUAUAAAACAAGUGCAUCUAGGCGUCAAAGGUCAAGUUACUGAUAAGCAUGGGAAUCCUAUUCCAAAUGCAAUCGUGGAAGCUGAAGGAAGGCCUCACAUCUGCCCUUACAGAACAAAUGAACAUGGAGAGUACUUUCUUCUCCUUUUGCCUGGGAAAUACGUGAUCAAUGCUACUGUACCAGGCUUUAAAUCAAUGCUGAAGACAGUGGAAGUACCCAAUAAUACUGGUAACUUCAGUGCUUUGAAAUGUGACUUCUCUUUCUCAGAAAUCUCUAUCAGAACAAGAGAAGCUUCGUGUCCUAAAACUGCCCUCUACCAAGAGCUUGAACGUACUUCAGCAGCAGGAAAACCAACUUUACAUAUCUUCAUUUUCGUAACUGUUAUGCUUGCAGUUUUUAAAUAAAGACAAGAAUGAGAAGGCAAGGCAAAAUCCAUGUCUGCCUGCACAAAUGUGGCUUUUAAAACAAGUAAUUGUAUAUGCAAAGGAAUGUAUGUUUUAUAAAUGAAAAUCUCAGAUUUAAAAUCAUUUAUUGUAUUUUAUAAAGUACGGGCUAGACAAUCAAAUGUUUUACUUUAUAAUAAAUAGACAUAUUUUUCUACAUAAAUAUUUUAAUCUAUAAAGAAUUAUUGUACAGCCUGUGGAAAGAAUUUCCAUGUGAAAAGUAUAGAUUAAUUUUGAAGAGUUGUUUGAGUUCCAAAAAGUACACGACUGUACUGCAGCUAUUUCAAACAAACUCAAUCUUGUCAUUGAACCAAUGGUUAAUGUGCCCAUACCACUGUAAACAAUUGGUUUAAUCCCGAUUUCUCAUAAUAAAGCCACUGAUGUAAAUGGGGAAUGACAUUUGUAAGUAAGUAUGCUCUUUAUCUAUGCAGAUGAGACUGACAGGGCUGAAAUAAGGUACAAAGAUCAGUAACAGCUGUAAAACAAGAUGGACAUUAAAGCUGUAAGCAUGUUCCAAAGGGCACUGCUGCUGGAAGGUUAAUGACAAUCCAUGCUGUCAGGCAAGCCAACAGCAGACAUCUCUCUGAAAACUUUGUUCCUCUAAGAUGGAACUAUUGAAAAUACUACGGAAACAGUCAACAGCUUCACAAAGCUGCUCUGAGCCAUUAUGUACUUAACCUAGCAUGGAGAACUGCAGUUGGAAUGGCAAUCUGAAUAAUGAUUUUAGCAACUUCUUUGGAUUCUUUGCUUUUAAGCAUGUUUCACAGCCCUGUUAUUACACUGUUUGGACUGUAUGUAACAAGUGACGAAAGAAGACAGGCACACUUCAGCAAGGACCAUCCUGGUUCCUUUUAGAAAGGCUGGAUUCAGUAACAACUAUACAAACAGUGUUCCAGCAGUUGCAAUGUAUUGCAUGUACAAUUAGCAGAAGAUGUCCUUUGUGUCAUUUUUCAAAGUGGCUUAAAACUGACUUGCAAACAGGCUGAUAACCUCAAAACAAAAAAAAAAUCACUGAAAGCUGGUUAGUAUGGUCCUGUGUGUUUAUUUUAAAACUUUAUCUGUUGGUAACUUAAAGUGAUCUUUGAAGACCUCUGUCUUCUCCUAUAGACAGCAAAUUAAAAAACAACAACCCAAAAAAAGCAGUUAGCAGUCAUUAGAUGCAAACAAAGCACUCUCUAUUGAAAGUACCACCUUUACUGAAAAGGUACCCCUGUCUCACAUGAAAACAUACUAACUAACUGGGCUAGGUAUAUUGGUCAUUAGCCACAAGUCUGCCAGUUUGCUAGAUCCUGUGCAGCACAUGAAACUAAAUAAAAUACAGUUCAGCAAUUGCAACAGCAAUGUAGGUUCAGAAUAAGAAAGACCUGCAUAGCCAACAAGAUGCUGUUUUUGACUGAUGCCCUCAGCACCUUAUCAUCUGUUUGAUUUUUUUUUGUUUACUUUUAUGAAGUGCUAUGGCUAGUUCACCAGUCAGAGGAAUAACCAGUUAUCCACUAGAACCUCCACUGACAUGUGGCCCUGAUUCUGUCCCUUAAAGCAAAAAGGAACUACAGCUCUCUCCUUCAGUUUAAAAUCCCCCCCAAAAGCAUGAAAUCUGUGAGACAACAGUGGCCCAGCAAAUGAGUGAGGUUAGGAAGAGCAGGCAGGUUGUUUCACAGAAUUAAAAAUCUGCAUGAAGUAAAUUAGCAGAAAUUCCAAAAAUGAAAUCACUAACUUAAGGAAAUAAAAACAAGGAAUAUAUAUAAAAGAAUCUUUAUUUAAAGUUU
Messenger RNA from Struthio camelus australis, 2966 nucleotides. NCBI's taxonomy places the organism in Eukaryota, Metazoa, Chordata, Aves, Struthioniformes, Struthionidae. The record is from RefSeq and is a predicted model, not a curated record.